Molecule: messenger RNA, 4785 nt
Organism: Corythoichthys intestinalis (scribbled pipefish)
Lineage: Eukaryota; Metazoa; Chordata; Actinopteri; Syngnathiformes; Syngnathidae
Product: cingulin-like protein 1
Exons: 19
Coding region: 1372-4440 (1022 amino acids)
Biological process (GO): protein localization to cell-cell junction
Cellular component (GO): bicellular tight junction; myosin complex
Source: RefSeq, a predicted model, not a curated record
UUUUGAAUGCGAAAAAAUAUUUGAGAUUGAAAAUUUUGCAUUAGAACACCUAAUUUUUCUUUGAAAAAGUUUUCUUUGAUUGAAGCAAUCCUUUUUGUGUUUGGGCCAUAUUAUGAUUAGGGCAUUUGUGUCUAAAUCAUUCAAAUCAACCAAGAAGUUGCUUCAAUCAAAGUAUAAAAUAAAAAAAUAUAUAUUUUUAUUAAAAUAUAUAUUUUUUAAAUUAUAUGCUAAGCAAAUGACGGUCUAAGGUGCUCGAAAAAUAAUUUCGACCCAUUAUAAAAAUGUUUUUUUUUUUUCAUUUCAUUCAUUUUUGGUCCAGUUUUAUUGCUUUACAACUUUUAUAUAUAUAGGAUACUCAAUUACAUGCAAUGACACUUUUCGGCCACCGGGGGGGCUGCCCCCCCUUAAAUCCGCUUAUGCUUUAAAGCACAAUUAAUGUACACUUGACAUCUAGACAGUUUUUCCUCAACUGUCUUUAUAAAUUCUCGAUAGAGAAAAACAAAAUAGAGAAAACACCGAUGCGAGAAUAUCAGAAGCCAACAAAACAACCAAACAAACAAAAAUACUCCUAGGUCUCAGCCAUUCGAAAAGUUAAAUGAAAAUGAAUUUAACAUAGCAAAAUUUCAAAUUCCUGCAUGAUUAAAGUUCUUUUGUUUUCAAUACAAAGGUACAAUUUGACAGGAAUGAAGACGCUGGCAAUAAAAGUCCUAAUAAAGCGAACAACACUAGAAAUUAUUUUUCCCCUUGGGUAAUUUAGUUGGUUAUUUGGUAGAGAAUGAUAGCUUUAAAUGAUUAAAAGGCUCAAUUGAAGGAUAAAGUAGUAUUUUUUAAAUUCAAUUUUUAACAUAUGACUUCUUUAUCUGAACUGUUGACUACCUUGCAGGAAUGUGACUAUUGCUUCUACUAUAUUCUCUUGAAAUUGCAACUUCUCACCCUGACAAAAGUUAUGUUUUUUGUUUACAACUUACUUUUUUCUUCAAUAAAUAAUUUACCCUUUAAAUUUAUUUUUGCUUUGGCGACCGACUUUUUUUUCUCUCGAAUGUUUUUUCAUCAAUAAAUAAAGCCUAAUUUUUGGCUGAAAUUUUUUUUUCUGCCUAUUUAUUUUUUGGCGUUUGAUGACUCAAAAAAAAUGCAACUUUACGAUUUCUAUUCGCCAGCAUUUUUUCCGCUUCCUAUAAGCUAUAUGUGAUUUCAAAAAAUUUCAGCAAGAAUUUCAUGUGGCUCUGGUUCGUCACGUGACGCUCGGUUGUCGGACACCGAGGCGUCAGUGAACGCCUCGUUGGGCAGAGGCAGGUCGUCGUCUCGGCAGGACUCAGCUCACUGGACUCCUACUCUCACAGUGGAACAUCUGAUAAUACAGCAGGAGCCACAAUGGCCGGACUAGGAGCCUCCCCAGAAAUGAAGAUGCAGAAGAGUUAUGUAGACCCACAAAACCACAGAAGCGGCUAUGAUAGCUUGUUUGGAGUCCGCGUGCAGGUUCAAGGAAUUAAAGGCCAGCCUUUUGUAGUUUUGAACACUUCUGGUGAAGAAAGCCACAAAGACGUGUCAGUGAUCACUCACCAGUCCGGAUACAAGCCGGGCAUGGUGAGGAGAUCCGUGGAUGAGACCAGCUCCUCUUUAGAGUUUCAUUACCAGAAACAUCCAGAGAUCCUAAAACCGUACGACCCAAGAAGCAACAACCUGAAGUAUCUCGAACCUUCGCGAACCCUUCCUGGAAAAAGCGCUGAGCGGGCAAAAGCCAGAAUUCCGCUUCCAGCAGAAGGACCGUCCGACGACCAGAACACCACUCCUUCAGAGUGCCCACUUCCCACAAGGUCCCUAAACUCAGUUGACUCAGAACCCUCCAUGUCUGUGGGCAAACUAAUUAACCAGUUCAACAGCAGCCAGCGCAGGGGAAGGGGCGGCCCCAGGAAUCGGCUGGAUCCAGAGGAAACACGGAGGUCAAGGAGCGUGGACAGCGGCCGAGCUUCCGACUCGUCUUCCUCCUCCUCCAGUGGGACGCCAUCUCUGAGGGGGGGCGUCGGCGGGAUGUAUCCUCCAGGGUCAGCCCGGGCUCGACUGCUGGGUGGGGAGAUCAACAAUAGACAAGAGAACAAAACGCUUAAAGCACAUCAAGGGAUUGACGUAGCGACAAAAGCAGUUCACAGAACUAAAGAAUCGUCGCACAGCACCUGCGCGGUUGCAACUGAUGAACGAGAUGCUCAGGUCACUCCUGAUCUUCUGAAAGGACAGCAGGUGUCGGUCAACCCAAAGGAAGAUGCAGCAAAACAAAUGCUCUUCACAUACCUCAAGGAAGGGACAACUGAUGAACUAUCAGUCACCAAAAGGAAAGUCGAGCUGCUGCUUGAAAGGAUCAACAGACUCAAGUGGAAAACGGCUGAGAAUGUGGAGGAGGAGGUGAACGAUCGGACGGUAGAGGUGAAACACCUGCUGGAGAAAAGGGAAGCAUUGGAGUCACAAGUGUGUGACUUGAAGCAACAACUGGAUACUGAGAUGAAGAAUGAAAAGACACUCGCCAAAGCCUGCGAGAAAGCCCGGACCGAGAAGAAGAAGCUCCAGGAAGAGGUGACCAAGAGUCAGGCUGAGCUCUCCAAACUUAGGAACAAACUGAUGGAACUUGAGGCACAGCUCAAGUCUGCUAGAGAAGAGUUGACUCAGAUGAUCUCAGACAGGGAACGUUCUAAAGCGCAGAUGAAGGAUCUUCAGCAGCAGCUUUCUGAGAUGCACGACGAACUGGACCAGUCCAAGAAGGCAGAGUUGAUCAAUGCGGAGAAAGAAGUCCUUUUGAAGGAAAUGGCCCAGCUGCGUGCAGAUUUUCAGGAGAUGUUGUUGGUGAAGGAGGAGCAUGAGGAGCUUCUGCAAGAGCAGGGGAAGGAGCUCAGUGACUUGAAGGCGGCAAUCAAAGAUGAAGUGGAGACCCACGAUAAAUACAUUGCAGCUCUCAAGCAAGAAUAUGAGCUAGAGCUUGAACAUCUCCUUAGGGAUCUGGAGAAGACCAAAGAGACCAACGAUGUGCUUGGCCGCGAGAAGGUCGACGCAUUGGAGGAGGGCGCCGCUGCCAAGGAGAAGGUGCAUGACCUAAGCCGGCAAAGAGAUCAAUUUAAAGGAAAAGUGCAGGAGCUGAGUAGUAAGGUGGAUCAGAUGAGCUGCACCGUUCAGGAGUCCAAAGCCUCGGAGAGACUGCAGGAACAACGCGUGAAGCAGCUAGAGAGGGAAAAGCAGCAGUUAGAGGAAACUUUGCAGGACGUGAGGAGAAAUGAAGAGGAAAUGUGUCAGUCCAACCGCUUGCUGCUGACUCGUCUGGAGGAAGUGCAAAGUAAACUGACCAAACUCAAUCACGAGCACAGGGACAUGAAAGAGAAACUCAGGGAGGAGCGGAAACAAACGGAAGACUUGUGGAAGUGCAAAAGUGAGCUGGAGGAUGAGAGGAGGUUGCAGGAUAGGACGGUGGAACAACUGCAGAGGAAGAUGAAUAGCAUCAUGGAGGACUGCGAAGCGUCUACAGAUGUUCUUCAGAGCCAGGUCGACGAGGCCAAAGAGAGGAGUCAGAGGGAGUUGGCUGAGCUGCGCAGACAGCUGCAGGAAAAAGGAGCUGAGCUGGAGAAAUCCCGACUCGCAGCCAAAAAGCUACAGGAUGAGCUAGUUCCUUUGGAGGAGGAUCUGCGGAGGUGUCACGGGGAGCAGCAGCAGGCCCAGUCCAUUGCCCGGCAGCUGGAGGAGAAAGUGGAGGAGCUGGAGGAAAGGAACGCAAGCACAGUGGAGGAGCGCGAGAGGCAUGUCAAACUCCUGGAGGGUCGCAUCGGUCAGCUGGAGGAAGAUGUGAACGAUGAGCGCAACACUGCAGAUCGCCUGAUGGAGCGAUUAGACAAAACCAAAGAGCAGGUGGAUGAAAUGAGGAGUGAGUUGAUGCAGGAGAGAGCAGUCAGACAAGACCUGGAGUGUGACAACAUAAGCCUGGAAAGACAGAAUAAAGACCUGAAGAGCAGACUGUCUCAUUUAGAAGGCUCACAGAGGACCAACCAGGAUUCUCUCAUUUCCAAGCUCAACAGCCGCAUUCAGGAACUUGAGGAGAGGCUGCAAGGAGAGGAAAGGGACAACAACAACUUGCAGCAAACCAACCGCAAGCUUGAGCGUAAGGUGAAGGAGAUGAAGAUGCAGGCCGACGAGGAGCACGCUAACCUACAGACGCAGAGGGACCAGCUGACUCAAAGGCUGAAGACAGCCAAGCGGCAGAUGGAUGAGGCGGAGGAGGAGAUCGAGCGUCUGGAGCAUGCCAAGAAGAAGCUGCAGAGAGAGCUAGAGGAGCAGCUUGAGGCCAACGAGCAUCUUCAUGGCCAAAUCGACACCAUGAGGAAAGACAUGAGGCGCAAACGGAAAUCACCUCCUACAAUCAAAGUGGCGGAAGAUAGAGACAGGCUGGAUGACACUGGUUCUGAUUAACCGGACACAUAACUCAGGUCAUGUUUGAACUUCAUGGGACGCUUGUUUUAGUAACUCUAUUAACAACUGACUCUGGCAUUGUGAUAAGACUGACCUCUUGUGGCGACAUUUUUAACGACAUGGUGGAGCAAAUACACUCGCAUUGAAAUAUUCAGGAGUUGGACAAAAUAACGGAAACCAAGGGCGUAGGUUUGCAUAGGGAUGGUAGGGACAUAACACCAGCAACUUUUCAGGAUACUCAAAUUGUCCCGACCAACUUUUAAUCGACCUUUUUUGCAUUAUAUAAUGAGUUCAGUUAUAUAGGUCGUUUAGAUUGUCUUCCCAUACUGGAUAGAAUUAACCCUA